UCAUGUCUAACAAUAGAUAAUAUUACUCAUUAACCUAUUUACUGUAUAAAUAAGAAGGUCUUUUACCAAUGAAUCAGUAAACCUAAACUAGUCUUAACAAUGCGUGCUGUUAUUCUUUUAGCUCUCGUAAGCUCCGCUCUAGCGGUGCCGCAGCGCUCUUCGCGCAUUGUAGGCGGAUCUCCUACCACCGUUGAACAAUACCCAUAUAUGACUAACAUGCAGUAUGGUUUCCUUGGAUCUAUAUGGUUCCAAUUCUGUGGAGGGUCCCUUCUCACUUCUACAGCUGUACUUUCUGCUGCUCACUGUUACGAAGGAGACAGGCCUACCGAUUGGAGAGUACUCGUGGGCACAUCGUACGCCUCAAGCGGCGGACAAGCUAUUGCUGUCUCCCAAAUAAUCAUUCACGAAAACUACCAAAGCAGUACCAUCGAUUCUGACGUUGCAGUAAUUAGACUGGCCUAUUCAGCCAUAUUCUCUGAGAGUGUCGGAGUAGCGCGUAUUCCUGGUGUUAAUUACAUUGUACCUGAUGGUGCCAACGUUACUGCCAUAGGAUGGGGAGCCCUUGCACCCGGCGGUGGUGCUCCUGAACAACUUCAACACGUAGUUGUUAAUGUUAUAAACCAAGAAAUCUGCACCGAGCGGUAUGACUACCUGAGGACACAACCUGGUUUCCAAAACUGGCCUAGAAUCACAGAUGGCAUGUUGUGUGCUGGUAUACUCAACGUUGGUGGCAAAGAUGCCUGUCAGGGCGACUCAGGUGGCCCGUUGGCUCACCAAGGCGACAUUGUUGUUGGUGUCACGUCGUGGGGUUACAGCUGUGCGCACGAUUACUACCCAGGAGUAAAUGCUCGCGUAUCUGUAUAUUCAAAUUGGAUCGUCGCUAAUCCUAGAGUUGUCUUAACAAUGCGUGCUGUUAUUCUUCUAGCUCUCAUAGGCGCCGCUCUGGCGGUGCCGCAGCGUUUGUCGCGCAUCGUGGGUGGUACUCCUACCACCGUUGAACAGUACCCAUACAUGAGCAACAUGCAAUACCUUCUCUAUGGGUCUUUAUGGUACCAAUUUUGUGGAGGAUCCCUUCUUACUUCUACGGCUGUACUUUCUGCUGCUCACUGCUACGAAGGUGACAGGCCUACCGACUGGAGAGUACUCGUGGGCACAUCGUAUGCCUCAAGUGGCGGACAAGCUAUUGCUGUCUCCCAAAUAAUCAUUCACAAUGCCUACCAAAGCAGUACCGCCGAUGCUGACGUUGCAAUCAUCCGACUGGCCAAUUCGGCCAUAUUCUCUGAUAGCGUUGGGGUAGCACGCAUUCCUGGUGUUAACUACAUUGUACCCGACGGUGCCGUCGUCACUGCCAUAGGAUGGGGAUCCCUUACACCCGGCGGUAGUUAUCCUGAACAACUUCAACAUGUAAACAUUAAUGUUAUCAACCAAGAAAUUUGUACCGAGCGCUAUGACUAUCUAAGGAGUCAACCUGGUUUCCAACAUUGGCCUAGAAUCACAGACGGCAUGUUGUGUGCUGGUAUACUCAACGUUGGUGGCAAAGAUGCCUGUCAGGGCGACUCAGGUGGCCCACUUGCCCACGAUGGCGACAUAGUCGUGGGUAUCACAUCAUGGGGUUACGGUUGUGCGCACGACUACUACCCCGGGGUUAAUACUCGCGUAUCUGUAUAUUCCGAUUGGAUCGUUGCUAAUGCUAGUUAAAAUAUGUUUACUAUCAAUAAGUCAUUAUAUUUACAAAUAAAAGUAUC
Messenger RNA from Galleria mellonella (greater wax moth), 1745 nucleotides. Its product is annotated as transmembrane protease serine 9-like. Lineage: Eukaryota; Metazoa; Arthropoda; Insecta; Lepidoptera; Pyralidae. The coding region runs from base 100 to 1698 and encodes 532 amino acids. Gene Ontology annotation, biological process: proteolysis. The record is from RefSeq and is a predicted model, not a curated record. The transcript has 8 exons. Gene Ontology annotation, molecular function: serine-type endopeptidase activity.